Molecule: messenger RNA, 2060 nt
Organism: Oncorhynchus nerka (sockeye salmon)
Lineage: Eukaryota; Metazoa; Chordata; Actinopteri; Salmoniformes; Salmonidae
Product: intermembrane lipid transfer protein VPS13B-like
Exons: 12
Source: RefSeq, a predicted model, not a curated record
AUGUCUGGAAAACAGAUUCCCCAGAGGGGUGAUGACUCUCCUACUGUGACCCCAGCGUUGUGUUGUUCCUCCCAGGGUGAUGACUCUCCUACUGUGACCCCAGCGUUGUGUUGUUCCUCCCAGGGUGACUCUGUUCCUCCCAGGGGUGAUGACUCUCCUACUGUGACCCCAGCGUUGUGUUGUUCCUCCCAGGGUGAUGACUCUCCUACUGGUGAUGACUCUCCUACUGUGACCCCAGCGUUGUGUUGUUCCUCCCAGGGUGACUCUGGUCCAGCGGGUGAUGACUCUCCGUUCUCCGACGCGGUGACCCUGGAACAGAAGACCAGCAGUAUAGGGGGCGCCAGCGGGAAGGUCAGCCUCUGGAUGCAGUGGAUGCUGACUAAGGUCACCGUCGAGCUGUUCGCUCCCGACCCCAACGCCAAAAACACAGAGAUCUGUGUGAUCAGUGAGGCUGAGGAUCUCAGUGCGUCAGUAGAUGUUCAGGAUGUUUACACCAAGAUCAAAUGUAAAGUGGGCAGCUUCAACAUGGACCAGUACCAGACCAGUCCAGAGGAGGGGUCUGGUCUUGCAGUGGGCCGCUGUGGAGGGGUUGUCCUGUCUUGUACUGAUAAGCUGAACAGACGUACGGUGUUGGUCCGACCCGUCAGCAAACAGGACUCCUUCAGCCACCUCUCUGGCUUCCUUCCGCCUACAGCAGCCAAGGUCCUGGAGGUUUCCUCCCACCAGCAGCACGGAUUCCUGUCCAUCACAUACACCCAGGCGGUCACCAGAAACGUCCGCCACAAGUUGACCACGCGGCUGGAACGAGCAGAUCCUCGUGGGGCCCAGCAGCUGACGGAGGGCCCGGCUGACGGGUCUCCCCACUACCUGAGAGAGAUCCUGUUGACCGCCCAACCUUUUGACCUUGUCCUCUCCUGUCCCUUACUGGCCACCGUAGCCGGGGUGUUCCACGCCUCGCUGCCACGACGAUACCGGGACCUCGGCAAGACGGCGGGCCAGCCGAUGAGAAGUCACGCCCUGACGUCGCGCAGCCUGCCUCUGAUAUAUGUCAACACAUCAGUGAUCAGGGUGUUUUGUCCCUGGAACCCGGACGGACAGGACAGACACACAGAACCCCAGCUGAGGAGAGAGAGAGAGGACACUCUGGUACUGAAGAUAGGAUCUGUCAGCGUGGCCCCUCAGGCAGAUAACCCUCUGACCAGAACCGUGCUGCGCAAGGACAUCUACCAGCGAGCGUUGAACCUGGGCAUCCUGCGCGACCCGGGGUCAGAGGUGGAGGACCGUCAGUACCAGCUGGAUCUGCAGUCCAUCAACAUCGGUACCGCCCAAUGGGAGCAGCUCAAACCAGAGAAGGAGGGGUCUAAGGGGGGCGUGUCCACCGAGACAGAGAGGAACUCACAGAACCCUGCCCUGGAAUGGAACAUGGCCAGCAGUAUCAGGAGACACCAGGAGAGGAGAGCCAUCCUCACCCCCAUCGUGACGGACUUCUCUGUCAGAGUGACAGCAGCACCUGCCAUCAUAUUCAGCAAGCCCAGAUCCCUGACAACAGACAAGUGGAGGUUAGAGGUGCUGGUGUGUGGUCACUCCCUGGAGGUGAACGUAACAUCUAGUCUGCAGUUCUUCCUCAGUGUGGCCCAGGUCCACCUGCUGCAGUUGCUGUUCCAAGCCAACAUGGUGGAGGGACCUGCCCCAGAGACCAGCCAGGUAAGAGAUGGUCACAUCCCAACUCAGGUCAACAUGGUGGAGGGACCUGCCCCAGAGACCAGCCAGGUAAGAGAUGGUCACAUCCCAACUCAGGUCAACAUGGUGGAGGGACCUGCCCCAGAGACCAGCCAGGUAAGAGAUGGUCACAUCCCAACUCAGGUCAACAUGGUGGAGGGACCUGCCCCAGAGACCAGCCAGGUAAGAGAUGGUCACAUCCCAACUCAGGUCAACAUGGUGGAGGGACCUGCCCCAGAGACCAGCCAGGUAAGAGAUGGUCACAUCCCAACUCAGGUCAACAUGGUGGAGGGACCUGCCCCAGAGACCAGCCAGGUAGAGGUGGUCACAUCCCAACUCAG